UUAACAUAUAUUUGAGUGCUACGAAGUGUACCGCGGGACUUUCGGAAGUUUGGGAUGGCGCCGUUUAGAAGGAGUAAGAAACCCCCACCAGAGGGGUGGGAGCUGAUUGAACCAACUAUCGAGGAACUAAAUAGGAAAAUGCGAGAGGCAGAAACAGAUCCUCAUGAAGGGAAGCGUAAAGUAGAGGCUGAGUGGCCUAUCUUCCGUAUUCACCACAAAAGGUCCCGAUUUAUUUACGAUUUAUACUAUAAGAGGAAAGCGAUUUCUAAGGAAUUAUACGAAUUUUGUUUAAAAGAAAAGAUUGCCGAUGGUAACUUGAUUGCCAAAUGGAAGAAGCAAGGUUAUGAAAACUUAUGUUGUUUGAGAUGCAUUCAGUCUAGAGAUACAAAUUUUGGGACGAAUUGCGUUUGUCGAGUUCCAAAGUCAAAGUUAGAAGAAGGGAAGAUUGUUGAGUGCCAAAGUUGUGGCUGUCGUGGAUGUUCCGGUUAAUCAUGAUUAACAUACAUAAAACUUGCGAAGUUUAUGUAUUCGAUUAUCUAUUCCAAUGACUAUUUUCAUAACUGAAAUGCACUUCGUUGUAUUCUUGUUAAUGAUGUAUAUAUUUGAUGCUAAAUAAGUUCACAUAUCCACUUCGUUGGUUUUGUAUAUUCAUCGUUGAUAUGUCACUAGAUCUAACACCUUGUCAUCUGGGGGAUAUGUUUUUGUGCAGACCAUUCAAACUGUAGUACCUGGGAAAUUAUUCAUUCAGUUAACUUUCUCCUAAAGAAUUUUUUUAUUGUUAAUCUAAUGUGGUUACGCAGUUUCAUAUUGUUUAUUCUUAAGAUGUAAAUUCUCUGUAUUUGAAUAAACGAGUUUGUGGUGUUUGUAUUUUUUGUCAGAAUACUUGUGAAAUGUAUUGUUUGUACUCACUAUGCCUAGGGAUAUACUAAUAUCUCUUUUUGAAAGUAAAACCCUUUGAAUUAUUUGGACU
Messenger RNA from Trichobilharzia szidati, 970 nucleotides. The record is from the annotation of a GenBank genome assembly. Lineage: Eukaryota; Metazoa; Platyhelminthes; Trematoda; Strigeidida; Schistosomatidae.